Messenger RNA from Ambispora leptoticha, 792 nucleotides. NCBI's taxonomy places the organism in Eukaryota, Fungi, Glomeromycota, Glomeromycetes, Archaeosporales, Ambisporaceae. The record is from the annotation of a GenBank genome assembly.
AUGGUAAAUUUUCAGUGGCCUACAAACCGGGUUAAAACCACACUAACGGAGCUUAAAUCUCGUCUUCGCACCUGUUUCACAUUUCCCGACGGCACUGAGGAUGAGGACAUAACCAUAAGCCGUGAGAUUGGUAGCGGAAAGGAGCGCAUAACCACUCGAAUUCUGAAUGAUACGGAUUUGGUAAAUAUAAUCUGGAGUGAUUCCUUCAAGGGUGACUUAGCAUUCGUCGUCGAUACGUCGCAACAACCAUUCAGUUCGUGGACUUUUGGAAAGAUGAAAAAUCUCUUCUCAUUAUCAGCUGACAGCUUCGUCGAUUUACCCAAAUUCGAUGCAGACCGUGCCGAUACGUCAGAGUAUAAAGAGGUCCUACGUCAUGUCGUGGAAGAUAUAAUCAUGAAACAUAAAGCCUCGCAAUCGAUUCUCAGCGCCAAUGAGGCAACACGUUGCGAAUUCAUUUCAUCGGUCAUCUAUGGUGUCGCGUCGGUAUUCAACGGUGAAGUCAAGGUUUGUCCGCAAUACGAAAUAUCAGGAAGCCAUGGGAAGGGUCCAGUCGAUUGGGCAAUCAAAGUGCGCGACAUGAUCAUUGUAAUUACGGAGGCGAAGCGGGAAGAUAUCAAUCAAGGUGUGGGCCAGUGUACGAUCCAACUUCAAGCAUCCAUGCAACGCAAUAAAAAGCGCUCCUAUGACACAGCCCUGCGAGAAAUUGAGAUGUUUGGAAUAAUCACCACUGCAAGUGAUUGGGUAAUUAUCAAAGUGGUUUCGAGCGGGGUCAACGAUGAUAGUAGAGUCGAG